Glycine soja is the source of this 1776-nucleotide messenger RNA. RefSeq names its product serine carboxypeptidase-like 45. Gene Ontology annotation, cellular component: vacuole. Gene Ontology annotation, molecular function: serine-type carboxypeptidase activity. The coding region runs from base 139 to 1527 and encodes 462 amino acids. Lineage: Eukaryota; Viridiplantae; Streptophyta; Magnoliopsida; Fabales; Fabaceae. Gene Ontology annotation, biological process: proteolysis. The transcript is spliced from 10 exons. The record is from RefSeq and is a predicted model, not a curated record.
UAGAGUGUUAAAUGAAUGCUUAAAGGAAUUAGAAAAGGCAACAAAGAAGACCACUAUGCUUUUAUCAUAAUCUUUAUAAGCGCAUAAACACUGGCGCAAAUGAUUUAUCAUCCUAAUUAAACAAACAACUUUUCACACAUGACCAUGCUACCUCAUUCAUUAACUAUGAUUGCAACACUAAUAAUCAUUUUUCUUGCACAAACACUUGUGGGGGUGAGUUCACUUCCUGAAGCUGAUAAAAUAACCAAUUUGCCGGGGCAGCCACGGGUCGAAUUUCAGCAAUAUUCUGGUUAUGUCACCGUGGAUGAUCAAAAUCAAAGAGCUUUGUUUUACUACUUUGUUGAGGCUGAAGAAAACCCUUCUUCCAAGCCAUUAGUCCUAUGGUUGAAUGGAGGGCCCGGUUGUUCAUCGAUUGGAGUUGGAGCUUUUGCUGAGCAUGGUCCUUUCAGACCAAGUGACAACAAUGUUCUUGAGAUAAAUGAUAAAAGUUGGAACAAAGUGGCAAAUGUGCUAUACUUGGAGUCACCAGCUGGUGUUGGAUUCUCUUACUCUAGCAAUGAAUCUUUUUAUGCCUUAGUGACAGAUGAAAUCACAGCUAGGGAUAAUCUUGUUUUCCUACAGCGUUGGUUCACUAAAUUCCCUGAGUACUCAAAUAACGACUUCUUCAUUUCAGGGGAGAGCUAUGGAGGUCACUAUGUUCCACAACUUGCACAACUUAUUGUUCAAACCAAGACCAACUUCAAUCUCAAGGGAAUAGCAAUAGGGAAUCCUCUUCUUGAGUUUAAUACUGAUUUCAACUCAAGAUCUGAGUACCUGUGGUCCCACGGACUGAUAUCAGAUUCAACAUACGAAGUCUUAACUAGAGUCUGCAACUUUUCCUCAAUUAGGAGACAAAUGCAAAAUGGGAAUCUUAGAGGGGUUUGUGGAAAAGCAAAUAAGCUAUUGGAUAGUGAGAUUAGCAACUAUGUAGAUGAAUAUGAUGUCACUCUUGAUGUUUGUUUGUCAUCAGUAAAUCAACAGGCUUAUGUGCUGAAUCAACUGCAAGAGACACAGAAGAUAGAUGUUUGUAUUGGUGAUAAAACAACUACAUACUUGAACACUAAAGAAGUCCAAGAAGCUCUGCAUGCUAAUCUUGUUGGAGUCGCCAAAUGGUCAACUUGCAGCUCAGUUCUGCAUUAUGAUUAUCAGAAUCUAGAAAUACCAACAAUUCCUAUUCUAGGGUCACUUGUUAACUCUGGCAUCAGGGUCCUAGUGUACAGUGGAGAUCAAGAUUCAGUGCUUCCAUUAUUAGGUUCGCGAUCUCUAGUUAACGGAUUAGCCAAGGAAAUUGGACUUGAUACAACCGUGGCCUAUAGAGCCUGGUUUGAGGGAAAACAGGUGGCAGGAUGGACACAAGUAUAUGGGAACAUCUUAUCAUAUGCCACCAUAAGAGGAGCAUCUCAUGAAGCUCCCUUUUCUCAACCACAGAGAUCACUCGGGCUACUUAAAGCCUUUUUGGAAGGAAAGCCACUACCUGGUGUUAAAUAAAAUACGAAUAGAUUUAAUUAACGCUAGGCGUUCUUAUUUGCUGCAAUAAAUAGAAAUGCUUCCAAAAUCCACACAGAAGCUUAUUAUUGCUAUAGGAUUACGAUUAUCUUAUGAUUGUUAUGUUCGUGCUCUACAUUUCUAUGCUUUGCUUUCUUUCCGAACAAUGUGCUAAAGGUGCACAGGAUGAAGGGAAGUACAAGGAUUAAAAAUUACAAUCAGCCAAAAAUAAACUAAAUCCAGAUAAUUGUA